GUUUUCAUAUUUUUCUUUUUAUAUCAGUUUGGAAACUACCAUUAAACAAAGUAUGCAAGAACUGAGUGCUUUGCUUGCUGGUGUAAAAGGAAGUGGUCAUGUCGCAAUGAAUCAAAAUGCCCAACGGUCAGAAGUGACUGCUGAAGCUGAUCAUAUACUUCAUCCAAUCAUGGACAUUCUUGAUGGUAAACUCACCAUGUUUGCUCAAGUCUGUGAACGAACUGUACUGAAAAGGUUGCUUAAGGAUAUAUGGAAAAUUGUAAUGCAUAUUAUGGAAAAAACUGUAGUUUUGCCACCCAACUCAGAGAAGAAUUUAAUCUUAACAAACUUGCCAAAUGCCAAAAUUGAAGAUGUGUCUAGAUUAUUCAGAAACCACGUGACUGCAAACAGGUUACCAGCAUUAGGUGGAGUGGAAGUUGAGAAGAAUCUAACACCUAAACAGUGUGCUGUAUUAGAUGUGGCCUUGGAUACCAUUAAACAGUAUUUCUAUGCUAAUGGUAAUGGGUUGAAGAAGGCAUUUUUGGACAAAAGUACUGAACUGCAGUCAUUACGUUAUGCCUUGUCACUGUACACACAGACAACAGACACUCUUAUAAAGACAUUUGUCAGUACUCAGACAAAACAAGAGAAUCCAGCCACAGAAGAAGGAAGUGUUGGUGAGGUUUCUGUUCAAGUGGACCUCUUCACUCACCCUGGUACUGGAGAGCACAAAAUUACCAUUAAAGUGGUUGCAGCAAAUGACUUACGCUGGCCAAAUACCAGUAUGUUUCGACCUUUUGUGGAGGUUAAUCUGAUUGGUCCUAACUUGAGCAACAAGAAAAGGAAACAUGCUACAAAAUCAAAAAACAAUAACUGGUCUCCAAAAUACAACGAAACUUUCCACUUCAUUAUUGGAAAUGAAGAGGAGCCCUCAUCUUUUGAACUGCACAUUUGUGUGAAAGAUUACUGCUUCGCUCGUGAAGACAGGUUGGUGGGUGUGGCUGUCAUGCAGAUGCGAGACAUAAUAGAACGAGGAAGCUGUGCAUGUUGGCUCACUUUGGCUAGACGAGUUUACUUGGACGAAACAGGGUGGACCAUCUUGAGAAUACUGUCACAGCGAACUAAUGAUGAAGUAGCCAGGGAGUUCGUCAAACUAAAGUCUGAAAUUCGAAAUGAUGAAAACUUGCAACAAACACUGAAGAACUGAACAACUAAUAACUGGUAACUGGAAUAGUUGAGGUUCAUCUUCAUUUACACACACAAGUUAAAGUUUAUAUCACUAUGCCAUGGCUACAGUUACUAUAUCAGGUUUUCUCAAUUUAGCUUCUACAUUAACUAUAUUUUAAGUUUCAUAUCAAGAAAUUUUAGGUUAAAUUUUUAUACUAAAGUUUGUACCAUAAUUUUGAGAUUAAAACUGAGCUUUUUGUUAAGCUUCUAUUUACAUGUACACUAAAAAUUGAGUAUUUAUUUCCCUUGAACCAUGAUUUUAACACUAAAAUUGAGCUUCUACAUUAUCUAUAUACUCAGAAUUGAAUUUUAAUUUCACUUGAACCAUGGCUUUGAAACUAAACCAAAACUUCCAUUUGAGUUUCUACAUCAACUAAUUUUAAAUUAAGGCCAUAAUGACACUAAAACACAGAUUCUGGUUCGUGCUUUAUAUCAUCUCUAGAUGUUCUUGUUUCAUAUCAUAUAUAUACCAUGGUGUUAAUAAUAUAGUAAUGCUUUCAGUGAGGUUUAGAUUCACUUAAACAUCUUAUAUUGGAAUAUCACAUCACCUUGAAACUCUCAUCAAAACUAAAGCAUAGGUUCUGGUAUAGGCUCUAAGUUACUUACACCCUUUUGUUUCAUAUCUCCAAGACCAUGGUGUUGAUACUGUGGUAUAGCUUUCAUUGUAGGUUCUACAUUGCCUAAAAAUGGCAUUGAGUCUGAAGCAGAGCUUCCAAGUUUGCUCAUUCAGUAUGUUUGGAGGUGUAGUUUAAAGGGGUAAAAAUGCUAGAUAGAUAGAUAAAGUAAUAACCUUUUUCAUGCAUUUAUAUUUUUGUCAGAGGAUGAAGUACAGUGUGUAAAGAUAUCAAAGUUGCUCCUUGUGAAUAAUGUGGAAAUAUUCCAUAUCUAGUUUUCUCAUGUACUGCAUAUCUGCUGUAGUAUGUGUUUUUUGAGAUGUUGCAUAUACCUGAAAGUCACUCUCUAGUAUAGGUCUUCAUUAUUGCAGGUCUCCUGCACGCUGUGAAUAUCUGAGAGCUGAAAGUCUAUUUUUUAUAACAAAGUACCUUGUUCUAGUGAUGUAAAAGGAACUAUUCAAGAAUGUAAAACCCAGUCACCACACUGAUCUGUUUGUGCCAACCAGAACUCCCUAACCCUCUCUAUUUAAUAGUCUCUACUUUUCUUAAAAUUAACUAUAGUCAAGCAGCUUAAAAGUCUAUAUUUUUCUUCUCAAGUCCACAUCCCUUGAAAGUUAAGUGUGUGAGUUUAUUGUAUAAUUAUCUCAGGUUUCAAGCACAUCUGAAUAAUGCUAAAUAAUAAGUUGUAUUUGAUAUUUUCUAGAUUUGAGCCUUUUAAUAUAAUUAUUAUUGCAAGUGGGUACGUGAAAUGUACAUAAGUAUUCUUGAAAUUUGCUGGUAAUAACUGUUUAUAAUACCGUAAUAAAAGAUUGAUUCUAACAAUGGUAAUAUUUGUUGUAAAUAGAAAGAGUCAGAAUGUACUAACAUUCAAACGCAUAUCAAGAAGAUAUAUAAAUGGUUCCAAUAUGGACAAAGUUGAAUGUUACAGAUUGUUGAUUAUUUAAAAUAUCUGUUUUCACAACUUGGUAACAUUUAUUAAUCUUUGAAUAGAAGCACAGUUCUCCUUUCUGUAAUUAUGUCACAAGUAGUGGUGUUGUGUAAUACUGGAUUAAGGAUAACUGUUAUUUCAAAUGUUAGUAUUCUUAGUUAAUCUAUAUUUUUAAAAGUUACAUUUUGCUUGUUCUUUAUUUAUAAUUUAUCCUUUUUCUAUAAAUGUUGCACAAUAAAAUGUUUUUCUCAAUGGUUCUUAUUGGUUUGUGGAUGAUGCAGAAGUAUUAUAAUAUAAAACAAUAAUUUUUAAGAGAAAAUGCAAA
Messenger RNA from Limulus polyphemus (Atlantic horseshoe crab), 3073 nucleotides. Its product is annotated as protein unc-13 homolog B-like. Bases 53 to 1186 code for a protein of 377 amino acids. The record is from RefSeq and is a predicted model, not a curated record. Gene Ontology annotation, biological process: dense core granule priming; synaptic vesicle priming; presynaptic dense core vesicle exocytosis. Gene Ontology annotation, cellular component: plasma membrane; presynaptic active zone cytoplasmic component; neuromuscular junction. The transcript is spliced from 7 exons. Gene Ontology annotation, molecular function: syntaxin-1 binding; diacylglycerol binding; calmodulin binding. NCBI's taxonomy places the organism in Eukaryota, Metazoa, Arthropoda, Merostomata, Xiphosura, Limulidae.